Larimichthys crocea (large yellow croaker) is the source of this 3300-nucleotide messenger RNA. RefSeq names its product T cell immunoglobulin and mucin domain containing 4 (gene timd4). The record is from RefSeq and is a predicted model, not a curated record. The transcript has 8 exons. NCBI's taxonomy places the organism in Eukaryota, Metazoa, Chordata, Actinopteri, Sciaenidae. The coding region runs from base 262 to 1065 and encodes 267 amino acids. Gene Ontology annotation, molecular function: phosphatidylserine binding. Gene Ontology annotation, biological process: cytoskeletal rearrangement involved in phagocytosis, engulfment; apoptotic cell clearance.
CUGAACACAUAUUUUAUUAAAUAUUUUACACCACAUGGUUUAAAUAUAAAAUAAUAUGCGAAAUGUAGUGAAGCAGAAGUUAUUUUGCACUACUGCAUUCAGAGUGAGAAUCAUCGAAGACGUCACACACACACAUUAAACCACACAAACAGACACAGUAACACACUGUGUGGCCCCUUCCCGACCCCCCAACAGCUCCGUCACAGAGUCACACUGUGUGCGUCAAACUGGACAGUAAACACACACACACACAGUCACAGGAUGGCUGCUGUCUCGCCUCCACGCUGUAGGACACCUCAGACCUUCAUCAUCGUCUUCUUCGUCCUGUCAGGUGGACACUUUUCGUCUGUUUCCUGUUUUAAAGUGGCGGAGGGCGGUGUGGCCUCUCUGUCCUGUCAGUACUCUGUAAAGCGUUUCGGUCUGAGUCGGGUCUGCUGGGGUCGUGGCUGCGGGACCUUCUGGUGCAACAACAUCCUGGUGCAGACGGACGAAAAUGGUGUCAUCUCCAAGGUCGCAGACCGGUACCGGCUAACGGGAGAUGUCCUGGAUGGACAAAUGGACCUGGACAUCCUAAAUGUGAGGCGGACGGACAGCGGACCGUACUGCUGCAGGGUGGACAUCGACGGUAUCUUUAACGACAAGAAGGUGAUCAUGAACCUGAGAGUGGUCAAAGCUCCAGUCACCAGUUCUCCGCCUCCAACAACAACCAUGACAGCAACAACCGAUCGAGUGACGGAGCCAUGGACCUCCACAGUAAACUGGAAGUUCCUGCUGUCGUCUCAGCUAGACCUUCUGAGGAAGAACUCCACAAUGUUGCGCUCGGACACCAUCACUAUGGAGGACUCUCUGCCAUCUCUCUCUCUUCAGAUCAAUGUUCCCAUACUCUCUCUCUCGCUCAGUGUGUUGCUGAUCUUGGCGGCGGUGUUUCUCUUUCUGGCCUUCAAACGUGGAAUAUACAGAAGAGCCUUAAAGAGCGGCUGUUUCUCCUCUGAAGAACCUCCUCACAUCAUCUACGAGAUCCGGAUGAGAAGACCGGUCCAAGAGAACAUCUACACUCUGGACUAGCGAACCUCAUUAUCCUACAAAACACAGAAAUGAUACAGAUUACACUAUCCAUAAAUCUAUAUGUGUUUAUGUUUUCAGUUCACAGUACAGCACCGGUGCAGUAAAAAUCACCAUCAUGUUAACACAUUUUUUCAUCCUAUAUCUAGUUGUCCAUGCAAAGGAGGAAAAAACAUUAAAUCAUUUGCUGUUCUGGUCAUCUUCACGUUUAUAGUUUUGCAAAACAGCCACACAGCUGCAAAGCUAAACAUCAGAACUGUAAAUAAAUUCUAGACCCGACCUGACAUGUCAAGACAUGACCAAAAGGCGAUCAGACCUGACAACAAGGAACUGAAUAAAUUUUUUGUUUUGUUUUUAAAUGACAGAGGACAGAAGCACCCUCCAUGUUAUAUAUUAUGUUCACUUAUAAUACUUUUUUUUGUUGACGUAUCUAAACAAAUGCUUUACAGAACCCAUGAAAAUAAAACAACAAAACAAAGAUAAAAGAUGAGUGUACAACCAUACGGACAUUACAAAAAAACUCACAGUAAACUGAACUUUCUGAUCUACUCGAGCCUGAGGGCCCUACAUCACCAAUCUCUACCCGGGUAUAACAAGCGAGGCUCGAGGACCAUGCUGAGUUAAUAAUCUUAAAAUCAUUCCUUAAUUUGACUGGAAACCAAUACAGGGAGGAAAGAUGGGGUGAUAUGUGACAUAUGUAAGUUCAAACAGCUGAAGCCACUGAGACAUGUCCGACAAGCAGUCCAUGCGCAAAAAGACAAAGGCAUGAAUAAUCUUUUGUAGGUCAGGAAAAGACAAAGCUGAUUUCAUUUUGGUUUCGAAGUUGAGAAUGUGAUGUCUAGAUCUCUGGCUGAAGCUUUCAUGUUGGUUGCUGGAUACAUUUCUUAACUUUUUAAAUCUUUGGGGGUGUUAUACUCCCUGUGUCUCGCACUCUGAUUUAAUUCUACACGCAGCUGUGUGUUGAGAUGCUUUCUGAGCAGGAUGCUGCUGCUGUUGUGUUUUAUCCGUGUUUCCUGUGGUAUAACCUGCCUGAACUCUCAAAACAAGCUGAAUAAAAACCAAUCGAAAGACAGAUGUGUGUGUGAAAAAAAAUGUUGACAACAUAAACCACAUUGAACCACAUUAGGGGUGUCAUGAUAUACUGUACAGGUAUAGACAAUAACCGUGAUAUUUAAAAAAUGAAAUACUGAUAAGAUGUUAAUAAUACACACAAUAACGAUUAUGAAAACAAUCCAGCACCUCCUUCCAGUCUAUAUCUAUAGUUCCUACUCUGUGUUAUUGUUAUUUUUGUACAUUUAUUGUUACAGACUCUCUCUUCACCUCCACACACUUGCAUUCUGACUGCAGUUCAUUUGAGAAUAGUCUCUUUUCUCAAGAGCACAAGGGAGGGUUUUUUUUUUUACUCAAUUAUUCUAUAGAUAUUGUGAUUAUAGUGUAAUUGUAAAUUCAUUCGACCAUGAUAAUCAUGUUGUUAAAAUCGGAUUCUUAACAUAUACAGGGGUCCAAGUCCAAGGGUGAUAUUACAUUAAAGUACAUCUUCUUUUGAUAAUAUACUUGGAUUUGGUAAAAUAUUCUGCACACUGUGUGAACUUUUAUACGUUCUUAAUAUUCAGUUACUUACACUUCGGAUUCUUAAUCCAUUGGACAAAAAAAUAGUUUUCUGUGAAGUAAAUGUAAAUGUGAUGAGAGCCUUUAGUUUAAGGACCUGUGUAGGACUGUCCACACAUCAAAUAAGUUCACACCUAUAGAGUGUUUGCAGAGUAGAAACAAGACCUCCGAACUGUGACUCAUACUCACUGUUUAACAUUCCUUUGUUUAAUACAAGCCUGGAGUGUAUGUUCACCUCCAUGAGAAGAGCAGCCUGUGGGCAGGGCCUUACUACAACAUACAUCAUCUCAUGUUAAUGUAUGUCAUAAUAUUGAACGAGUCAAGACAGGGUUAAUGAACGUCACAGAGGCUAUAUGAAAUUACACUAUGAGCUGAGGUUUGAUGCUGAGUGAAUAAAAACAUUUUUCAAAAUGUCUUCAGUACUGGGAUUUCAAAGCACUCAGAUUUAAUAACACAUACAUCCCAAACUACUGAAUGUGACAGGCCGAAGCUUUUUGCUCAUUUCAACUGCCCCCCAAACAUCAACCAGCCAGUUUGAACCAAAAUAACUUUGAAAGCAGAGGAAUUAAACUCUGGAAAAAGUCCCUGUUGCAUACUACUGUCUGAAGAAGGUCAAGGAAAUUAGACCAA